UAGAAAAAAAAGGUUUGACAAGUAGUUCGUGAAGUUUACAAAGUUUUGUAAACAAAAAUUAUUUUCCUUAAGGUUUUUGAUUAAUUGAAAUUCGUUUUCUUAAAUUAAUUCAAAAUUUCACAUCUUGUGAUAUAAUCAAAAGAUUUCCUACUGCAGUAGAAAGUACUUAGCAAUGGAGCAAGUUCUGCAGCAUGUGGCCCAGACGGUGGAGAAACAGCUGGACAAUGAGUUGGAGAAACUGGAUGCAAUGGACAGCAAUGACUUAGAGGCAAUCCGGAGACAGCGCAUUGAGGAGAUGAAGAAGAGAGCCAAGCUGAAGCAGGAGUGGCUUGCUAAUGGUCACGGAGAAUACACUGAGAUAGAUGGUGAAAAGGAGUUCUUUGGUGUUUGCAACAAGAGUGAGAAUGUUGUUUGCCACUUCUACCGCUCGGACACGCCGCGUUGUCGCAUUGUAGAUAUGCAUCUGCAGACCCUUGCUAAGAAACAUGUCGAGACGAGGUUCAUCAAGCUGGAUGUGGAGCGAGCACCGUUCCUUACAGGUCGCCUCAAGAUCCGUGUGCUGCCCACCAUAGGUCUGGUAAAGGACAAGAAGACUAAAGACUUCAUUGUUGGCUUCACCGACCUCGGCAAUUGUGAUGAUUUCACUACUGAAGUACUAGAGUGGAGGAUAGCCAGGGCAGAAGUAAUCGAGUACUCUGGCGACCUGUUGGUCCCGCCGGCGGAGGCGCGACGUCAGCGAGCUCUCACAGUUCACGCUAAGAAGACUAUAAGAGAGAAACAAGACAGUGACUCGGAUUUAGAUUUCAGCGAUUGAUAAAUUAUUAUAUUAUAUUCCAUUUUAUAAUACGCUUACAAAUUCUUGUAAAAAAACUACUCAAUUGGUAGUUUUUUUGAAUGGCAACAUUCGUCAUUCUUAAAGGAAAUAUGUGCCUUUUUUGUUUAUACUCUUUUAAUAUAAGCCAUUUUAUUUUGUUUAAUUUUUAACAUACUCAAAACUAAGCAUAAAAAUGGUUUUGUGUAUAGCUCACUAGACUACGUCCGUGCGGAAUUAAAAAAUAAUAAUUAGUAGUCCAUAUGUUGAAACUAUGUUCUAUAACAUUAUAAAAUUUUAAUGAGAUCCCUUAAACCGUUCUGGAGGUAUACACCUACAUGGCUAUACACAUAAGUUUUGUUGGCUACGGAAUAUUAUAUUUAUUUUAUUUGCAUAAAAAUAAAUUGAGAUAACUUUGCUAUUUUUAAUA
Messenger RNA from Papilio xuthus (Asian swallowtail), 1241 nucleotides. Its product is annotated as thioredoxin domain-containing protein 9. NCBI's taxonomy places the organism in Eukaryota, Metazoa, Arthropoda, Insecta, Lepidoptera, Papilionidae. The transcript has 6 exons. The record is from RefSeq and is a predicted model, not a curated record. Bases 173 to 814 code for a protein of 213 amino acids.